AUGGCGGAUCCCCUCAGUAUUGCAGGGUCAGUGGUGGGGAUCACUGCAGCCGGUGUACAAGCCUCAAUCAGACUGUACGCAAUCGCCGAGAAGGUCGUCACAGCCAGCCAGCGGGUCAGGAGUAUUGCGGACGAUAUCAGCAGCACAUGCGCCAUUCUGAACCAGGUGCGCGAACUCAUUAUUCCUCAGCCUGAUGCGCAAGGUACACUUAAGUCGGUCUUCAACUCCAUCGCGCUGGGCGACAUCUCACAUGCUCUGCGUCGCUGCAGAGCAGUAUUCACCGAAACCGAAGCUCUGUUGAGUAAUGCAUUUGAGCAAGUCAGAACCCGCUCUACUCCGCAUUCAAAGAUCGAGCUAUCCAAAUUCGAAAAGGCGAAAUGGCCUUUUCUGCAGCCACAAUUCGAUGACUUACGAAACGAUCUACGCGGAGCCAAAGGGGACCUCGUACUUAUGAUAGCCGUCGCCAGUCUUGCCCUUGCACAGAGAAAUGGGCGUCAGCGACCAGUUCAUGAUAGGGAGAGACUGGAACUCGGAUCUACGAUUGUACAGCUGCAGCGAGCCCGUACCAUCAAGCCGCAAGACCGGAGUACUGCAGAGACGUCUCAAAAUCAGAGGCGCAGCCUGCGAAAGCUGUUUGGAAUGCGUAAGAAUGAUGAUACGGAUGAACACAUGAUGCUCGAACGUAAUCGGGGCAUGGACAGCACACGAGUGUCGGUGUCUGGCAGUCUGAAACCCACGACGGCUUCUCCCCGCGAACUACGGCAAGAUGCAAGAUCUUCAACCCUGAUCAACGACUGGGCACAUGGUGUCCCUCCGAACGACGUCAAUAUAAGUCCCGAAGACACGUCGUCACCAUCCACUGCAGGAGGAACGAUCCUGGCCACGUUAGCAUCGACUUCACGGCCCUUGGAACUGAUGAGACGAAACGUGCCCGUUGCGCCGGACUCGCUACGGGAGCUGGAUUCAGAAGAGCCAGAUCCUCGAGACCAAAAUUCUUUGCCAGCGACAGCAGCUUCGCCAUCACCUUUCGUGCCGACUGCAAUGACUCAACCAGCCCAGGAACAGCCGGAAGCGACAGUUACUUCAAGCACGCUUGCGGCCACUCCAUCAAUCGCAAGCGCGAGUAACGAAACGCGAUACUAUCAAGGCUGGGUCACCAACUACCUUGAAGGGCUGAGUACUGGUCAAGGGGAUUCUCUUUCACCAGACCUGAUGAAAUUACCGGAUCGAUCGCUGGAGAAACUGGUCAAAAUUUACACUGAGGAGGGUCGCGACCCACACAUUGCAAUAUCGGAGCUCACCAAACAGCAGCAAUGGCUCAUUCAGCACAGCUGCUCAAAACGCCCUGACGCAGAAGUAGCAUAUGUGAAUGUGCAGCAUAACAUCACUGUGCCCAGCGUAUUUGGCCUACUGAAAAUCGACACGCUAAAGUGGAUUGUGGUGUCAAGAUCACGUUUGCCGCCGAUAGACUUUCAUGGAUAUGAAACCGCAUGGAGGCCUAAGAACGAGCCUAUUGACUCACCCUCCAAACAUAAGGUACUCCAGCAGGAGGAAUGA
Molecule: messenger RNA, 1557 nt
Organism: Alternaria conjuncta
Lineage: Eukaryota; Fungi; Ascomycota; Dothideomycetes; Pleosporales; Pleosporaceae
Exons: 2
Coding region: 1-1557 (518 amino acids)
Source: RefSeq, a predicted model, not a curated record